CGCAAGGGGAGAGAAAGCGCGGCUGCAGAUCAGACUCUUUGUUAUUUUACGCACUGAUCUCCAGUCUCCACAGACCUCAAAUCACACUAGAGCUGAGAUGUCGCCGACCCCCGCCUUCUGACAGAAGUCCGCUCGCUGUGUGAUCGUGAAGUGUGUGUUGCAUGUUUAUUCGGAUGCGCUGGUGAAAGAUCGACUGCGCUGUAUGGUGCGUCUGCCAUCUGGACACACACCGCUAGCUCGCUAGCAUCAGGCUAGCUGAAAAUUAUCAAAACAUAAGUGACUGAGGAGGAAUAAAAUCCCGUUUCCAUGGACAACACGUCCAUCAUUACCCAGGUAGCAAAUCCAAAGGAGGAAGAGAUCCUUUCUUCUUGUCAAGAAAAAGUCUCCCAGUCCAACAGCAGUUUAAAGAAACACAGGAACAGAAGUAUCUUUAGUCCCUUCUUCUGCUGUUUCCGGGACUAUAAUGUGGAACCACCAGCCACCAACAACAAGACCUGCUCCCUCCCUCCACCUGCCGAGGAGAACAGCAGCCCUCCAAAGCCUCCAGCCGAAUACCUCUUGCCUGAGGUCAGCAUUAAUGAUUACAGCAAGAACUGUGUGGUCAUUGACCUGGACGAGACCCUCGUGCACAGCUCCUUCAAGCCCAUCAGCAACGCAGACUUUAUAGUCCCUGUGGAGAUUGACGGAACAGUUCAUCAGGUCUACGUGCUGAAGAGGCCUCACGUGGAUGAGUUUCUGCAGAAACUUGGAGAACUGUUUGAAUGUGUUCUUUUUACAGCCAGCUUGGCUAAGUAUGCUGACCCUGUAGCAGACCUGUUGGACCGGUGGGGCGUGUUCAGGGCACGGCUCUUCAGGGAAUCUUGUGUGUUCCACCGGGGGAACUACGUCAAAGACCUCAGCCGUCUGGGCCGAGAGCUCAACAAAGUCAUCAUAGUGGACAACUCACCUGCCUCUUACAUCUUCCAUCCAGAAAACGCAGUGCCGGUGCAGUCGUGGUUUGAUGACAUGACAGACACUGAGCUGCUGGAUUUACUGCCACUGUUUGAAGGCCUGAGCAAAGAGACAGACGUUUACAGUGUGUUACAGAGCCUGAGGGCCAGGUAGCAUACGGGUCCAGCACUGCCUUGCAAACACGAACACCCUCUCCAACCAUCUCAGGCUGAGCCAUCGUUCGGCUCUGGCCUCUAGAAGAGACCACUCACCCAACGAACACUACUCCUUCUCCCUCAUUGGACCAACUGCCUAAAUAAUUCCUCGGCAAGCAAAUACAUACACUCGGUUUAUUUCAACUUUUGAUGCAGAAUGAAGAAAACAAAGCAUUGUUUUAUAAGAGAAAAACAAGAGUUUACUAUCCUUCAGUAUGUUUACCAGGAAAAAAAACAAGACGUGUUAUUUGUCUGGACAGGCGUGAAAACACAUUUUUUUUUUCUUUUUCCUGUUCAGGCUAUGCAGGCAGUCUUUUUUGUGGCGUAAUCGGUAGUUCCAACAACUGUGAUUUAUUUUUUUUCUCGUACCAAACAAAGUGC
Molecule: messenger RNA, 1526 nt
Organism: Carassius carassius (crucian carp)
Lineage: Eukaryota; Metazoa; Chordata; Actinopteri; Cypriniformes; Cyprinidae
Product: CTD small phosphatase-like protein
Exons: 7
Coding region: 307-1104 (265 amino acids)
Molecular function (GO): RNA polymerase II CTD heptapeptide repeat phosphatase activity
Source: RefSeq, a predicted model, not a curated record